GCAUCAUCACAAUGAGUUGGAGUAGCCAGAAAUCGAUAUGACAAAUAUGGAUGUAUGUAGAGACCUCAAAAGGCAAUGUUCUAGAUGAGAAUAAACUGGUUUUGAAGGUACAUUCAUAUCACGACCCCGAGUCUAAAGAGGUGACGUAGAAGAUCCUACCGAAGCUUCCGAACAUGCUGGAACACAUAAUACUCCAAAAAUCCUCAUAUUAAUACCUACAAUGCAUUUCGCAUUGCCCUCCCAGACCUAUCACUGUUAUUAUUCUUUUCUCUUUUCCGACCAGACAGCAAAAUGACUGGCACACUUUUCGAACCGCUUAACAUUGGGCACUGCCAGCUUCAGCACCGAGUUGUCAUGGCACCCAUGACCCGAUUCCGCACCGACUCAGACCACAGUCCACUGCCCAUCGCCAAAGAAUACUACACCCAACGAUCACACACCCCCGGUACACUGAUCAUCAGCGAGGGCACCGCCGUGUCCGAGGCGCUCGCCGGGCUCCCUCGAUGGGCGGGCUGUUGGAGCGAAACCCAGCUGCAAAAGUGGAAAGACAUCACCCAAGACGUUCAUUCCCACGGCUGCUACAUCUUUCUGCAGCUCUGCUGUGCAGGUCGCACUGCUGACAAGGGGUUCCCGAAACUAUCGUCGGGCAGCAUCCCCCUCGCGGCCAACGCCAGCGCCAUUUCGACCGAAGACGACAACAGAAACCCCAAGCCGAUGAGCGAGGAGGAAAUCACAGGCGCCAUCCGCGAUCACGCCACGGCCGCUCGCAACGCCAUCGCCGCCGGCUUCGAUGGAGUGGAGCUUCACGGCGCGAACGGCUACCUCAUCGACCAGUUCAUCCAGGAGUCGUGUAAUAACAGGACGGACAAGUGGGGGGGUUCGGUCGAGAAACGAUCCCGCUUUGCCCUGGAGGUCACUGCCGCUGUCGUCGAUGCUGUUGGGGGAGAUCGGGUUGGUUUCCGAAUCAGUCCCUGGAGCACAUACCACUCCAUCGAGCCCCGAAAUCCAGAGGCUCAAUUCACUCACCUGGUCACCGAGUUGCGGAAGUUGAACCUGGCUUACCAUCACAUCCCGCGUGGACAACUGGUAUGACGUGGACCGUGUCAAGCCCCUCGAUUUUGUCUUUGAUAGCUGGAGAAACGACAAACCAGUCAUCAUUACCGGCGGUUUUGAUGGAGAAUCGGCAGCGCACGCCGUGGAGGAGCGAAAGGACUUCAAGGUCGCGAUUGGGUUUGGCCGGUCCUUUGCUUCGACGCCAGAUCUGGUGGCCUGCAUCAAGAAGAACAUCGCUCCAAAUCCUUUUAAUGGCGAUCUGGCCUAUACACCCGCCACCCCAGAGGGAUACAUCGACUAUCCUUUUCUUUCAUAAAUAUCCG
Messenger RNA from Aspergillus wentii DTO 134E9, 1376 nucleotides. RefSeq lists its product as uncharacterized. The transcript has a single exon. NCBI's taxonomy places the organism in Eukaryota, Fungi, Ascomycota, Eurotiomycetes, Eurotiales, Aspergillaceae. Gene Ontology annotation, molecular function: NADPH dehydrogenase activity; FMN binding. Bases 292 to 1092 code for a protein of 266 amino acids. The record is from RefSeq and is a predicted model, not a curated record.